GCCAAGGGCGCUUCCUGGUCACCUGGGAGCUUCUGUCCAAUGGGGCAAACCGGAGCAGAAACGGAGAAGGUGGCUCCCGGGCCCGAACUGGAGGUCUUGGAGGCAGGAAGGAUGGCGUCGAUGAGCCCUGACACCCCUUGUUCCUGCGACUGCUUUGUCUCUGUGCCCCCGGCCUCUGCCAUCCCAGCGGUGAUCUUUGCCAAGAACUCAGACCGGCCCCGGGAGGAGGUGCAGGAGGUGGUGUUCUUGCCCGCAGGCACGCACGCCCCGGGGAGCCGGCUGCAGUGCACCUACAUCGAGGUGGACCAGGUGCCCAAGACCCAUGCUGUGGUUCUGAGCCGCCCUUCUUGGCUGUGGGGGGCUGAGAUGGGCGCCAACGAGCACGGGGUCUGCAUUGGCAAUGAGGCCGUGUGGACCAGGGAGCCGGUCCAGGGCGGCGAGGCCCUGCUGGGCAUGGACCUGCUCAGGCUGGCAUUAGAGCGGGGCAGCACUGCCCAGGAGGCCAUGCUGGUGAUCACAGGCCUGCUGGAGCGCUAUGGGCAGGGGGGCAGCUGCCGGGAGGACCCAGAGCCUUUCUGCUACCACAACACCUUCCUGCUGGCGGACCGGACGGAGGCGUGGGUGCUGGAGACGGCGGGGAGGCUGUGGGCAGCUCAGAGGAUCCCGGCGGGGGCCCGGAACCUCUCCAACCAGCUGAGCAUCGGCGCCGACAUCUCCGCGGAGCACCCGGAGCUUCGGAGCCAGGCCCGGGCCCAGGGCUGGUGGGGCGGACAGGGCUCCUUUGACUUCGCCCAGGUCUUCUCGCUGUCCCAGCAGCCGGUGCGCAUGGAGGCGGCCAAGGCGCGCUUCCAGGCAGGGCGCGAGCUGCUGCAGGAACGCCAAGGGGCCAUCACGGCAGAGGCGAUGAUGGACAUUCUCAGGGACAAGGGCAGUGGCAUCUGCAUGGACUCUGGGGGCUUCCGCACCACGGCCAGCAUGGUGUCCGUCCUGCCCCAGGAUCCUGCGCAGCCCUGUGUCCACUUCCUUACUGCCACCCCAGACCCGUCCAGGUCGGUGUUCAAACCUUUCAUCUUCGGCGUGGGGGCGGCCCAGGCCCCCCAGGUGCUGUCCCCCACUUUUGGAGCCCAGGACCCUGUUCGGACCCUGCCCCGAUUCCAGACUCAGGUGGACCGCAGACACGCGCUCUAUCGUGGACACCAGGCGGCCCUGGGGCGGAUGGAGACCGAGCAGCAGGCAUGGGGAGAGCAGCUCUGGCAGAAGCAGCGAGACCUGGAGCGGGAGGGCCUGAAAGUCCUGCAGGGGCUGCUGGCCGCUGGUGAGGGGAGCCCCCCGCCGCAGCAGCUGGGCAGCCUCUUCCAGGCCUUCGUGGAGAGAGAGAGCCAGGCCUAUGCCGAGAGCACAGCACCCAGCUUGGGGCGCACACAGUAACCUGCACCAGCUCCUGAACCACCGCGGGGAGGGCAGAGCAAUCCCUGCAGCCUUUGCCUCAAUAAAUGUGUUUUGUUUUCUGGUCCAGUGAA
Messenger RNA from Chinchilla lanigera (long-tailed chinchilla), 1520 nucleotides. RefSeq names its product secernin 2 (gene Scrn2). The transcript is spliced from 8 exons. Gene Ontology annotation, biological process: proteolysis. Lineage: Eukaryota; Metazoa; Chordata; Mammalia; Rodentia; Chinchillidae. Bases 40 to 1428 code for a protein of 462 amino acids. Gene Ontology annotation, molecular function: dipeptidase activity; cysteine-type exopeptidase activity. The record is from RefSeq and is a predicted model, not a curated record.